Molecule: messenger RNA, 3430 nt
Organism: Paramecium primaurelia
Lineage: Eukaryota; Ciliophora; Oligohymenophorea; Peniculida; Parameciidae
Source: the annotation of a GenBank genome assembly
AUGGAUUAAAAUCAGUUUGAAAAACAAAAAGAAGAGUAAUAAUAAAGAUUAAUGAUGAUAAUAGAAAAGAUAGAAAGACAAUUAGAUGAUUUUUCAUUUUAAAAUUAAGAUAAUGUAAUAAUGUUAAUUGGAAAAACAGGUUGUGGAAAAAGCACAAUAUAUAAUUUCUUAUGUGGAGCCCAAUUUUAAUUAUGUGAAGAUGAAUAUGGAAGUAGAAAUCUUGAACUUCUUUCAAAAUCAGAUAAAUAUCAAGAAAUAAAAGGUGGAUUAGAUUCAACUACUAAAACACCUAAAAUUUAUUAUGACUAAGAGUAUGAACAUUCAAUUAUUGAUUAUCCUGGUUUUAAUGAUACAGAAGGCAAAGAUUAAUUGGAAAUUCAAUUAUUUUUUAACAAAAUAGUUUCUUUAAGUAAAAUGAAAAUAGUAUAUGUUCUAUUAAAUCCAGGUGAUUAAUUUUAAAAUAAAGCAGAAGAUUUAUAAAAUUUUAUAAAUGAAGCUGAUAUAGAUUUAAGCAAAUUAACAGUAAUAAUCAAUUCUUAUAGUAAAAAAAGAACAGAUGAAUAAUUAAUAGCUGAUUUCUAAUCUUAAUUAAUAAAUAAAUUUAAAAAAUAAGCACAUUAAUUGAUUGUAUAAAGGGAUAUUGAUGAAACAGAAAAAAUAGAAAAGUAUCUCUCAAAUGAAUACAGAAAAAAGAUGUGGAUGGAACUGAUUAAUUCUAAAGUAAUAUCAAUGAAACCUUAUGAUCUAAAUAUUUAUAAAGAUGUGAAUAAUUUUAUAGAUAAUGCAAGUUAAGAGUUAUCUGAUAGUUUAUUCUAAAUUUUGAAAGAUAUUUAAUACAAACAAUAUUAAACUUAAAAAAUUUAAGAAGUCUAUGAAAAUAUAAAAAAAUUAGAAAAUUUUAAUUUAAUAUUAUAAAGAUUUAUUGAAGGUGAUGUAUAUAUGUUAUAUUAAAUAAUGAUGUUUGUUGGCACUUUUAAUGAAAAUUAUAUAAAAGCAAUAUCAAAAAUUUAUUCAUUCUUUUUAGAAUAUAAAAUUUAAUUAGAUGGAUAUUAAAAAAUGUAAAACUCUCUUUUGAAAGCAAAUUAAAAUUUGAAAAUUUGUUUAGAUUAUCUAUAAUUAAAUUAAAAAUACCUUGAAUAAUUAAAAUAAGUUGAAGAGAAAAAGAAUCUAUUAGAAGAUGAAAAAUAAAUGAUGAAAAUUGAAAAGAGUAAAAUGGAAGAUAGGAUAAGGAUAAAAGAAGAUGAAUUAAAUAAUUUAAAAGAACUUUUACAAAAAACUUAAGUUAAUUUUAAAUAUGAAAUGGAAAAUUAAAUCAAAUUGAUUUAAGAUUAAACUUUGUUAGAAACUACAAGUAUAAUUAAUGAUAAAAUUAAGAUUGAAUAAGAAUUGAGUAAAAUUUAAGUUCAACAUACAGACCUUUAAAAUAAAUUUACUUAAUUAUAAAAUGAUAAAAAUAAUAUAGUUACGGAAUUUGAGAAAAUGAAAAAUUAAUACAAUUAAGAUUUAAUUAAUUUUAAAGUUAUAGAAUAAAAAAUUUAAUCACAAAAUAAACAAGCAAAUAAUUAAAUUAUGGAUUUAUAGUAGAAAGUAAUUCAAUUAAAAAUUAAAAAUAAGUAAAUUACAGAGCAUUCUCAAUAUUUAUAAACAGAGAAUAAGGAAACUAAUGAUAAAUUAUUGAAGUCAUAAUAAGAAAAAACUGAAAUUGAAAAAUAACUUUACGAUAACAUAAAUUAAUUGACAAAAAAGGAUUUAGACUAUUAAAAAGUAUUUGAUUAAUUGAAUGAACUUAAAGCAAAAUAUAAAAUAGAAGAAUAAAGAAAGCAAUUAUUAGAGCAAUAAAUAUCUAAAUUAAUGAAAUCAUAAGAUGAAAAUAACAAUAUCGAAUAAUAAAACAACAUAAAUGAAAUAUCGAAUUAAUUUAUAUAAGCUUCAUAAUAAUAUCAAACAACAUUUAUACCAUAAUAAUAAUAAUUAUAAAAUUAAAACAAAUCUUAAAAAGAUGAAAAAAAUCAUUCUGAAAAAAAUUAAGAGAAGCCUGUUGUUGUAUUAAUUGGAAUGACUGGUUCAGGUAGAACGACUUUGUUCAAUAAAAUUUGUAAUACUUAAGAAAAUGUAGGUGAAGGUAGGAGAUCAAUAACAAAGUAAUUUUAUGUUAAAUAAAUUUAAUAGGUAAUCUAUUCUAGGUAAAUCAGUUUACAGUAAUGAAUUUUAUAUAAUUGAUACUCCAGGUUUAGGUACUUAAUAAAAAAAAAUUAAUCAUGCAGUAGGAAUUUGGAAUGCGAUGUAAGAAAAACCAUUAAACAAAAUUAUUAUAAUUCUAAAGUUUGAACUGCUUUAAUUAAUGGUAAAAUAAUUAAUCAAAUAAAUUAUAAUAUUACGUAGAUAUCGCAAAAUUAUUAUUGUUGCUGUUACUCAUUUUGAUCAAUGUAAAUAAUAAUAAAUAGAUUAAUAAAAUAUACAAAAUGAGAUGAAAAAAUUUGGAAUAUAAAAUGUUUUAUUUUUUUAAUAAUCUGACUCAGGAUAGUCUAUUUGUAAUUAAAUUAAUUAAUAUUUAAUGAAUUCAAUACCAAUAUAAGUAGAAAUUACUUAAGGAGAAUUUUUAAAUUAUUUUGAUUUACUUGAUGAACCUGAAUUAGAAGAAGAUGUUUUUUAAUUAAUGGAAGAAAUAUCUAAUAUUUCUACUAAACUAAGAAAAAUGAUUUCAAAUAAAUUCAAAUUUUCAUAAUAAUUGUUUGAAUAAUCAGUAGAUGCAGAUGACAUUUAUUUUAAGGUCUAAAAUGAAAUAAAAAUAUACACUUAAUUAUUAAUAUAAGAAAGAAAAUAAAUAAUAUAAUAAUUAAAUAAGAUAUCAAAUAAUUAAUAAUAUUAGGAAACUUUUAAUAUAGAUUGGUUUGAUUCAGUAGAAAAGUUAGUUGAAUAUUUGAUAUAACAAGAUUGGUAUUUAGAAAUUAAAUAACUUAAUUAAUAAGCAUUAUCUUAUUUAUCAAAAAAUUAAGCUUCUAUAAUAAAUUCCUUAAAAGUUUGCUAGAAUUGUUGUUUAGUUUGGUAUUGUCAAUCUAAUAGCAAUAAUAUGCAUUUUUGUGGAAUCUCUGUUUAAGAUGAAGAUAAGAGUCUAUUUGAUGAUUAGUUUUGGACAACUAUUUAAUUAUUUAAUACUAAAAAUGAUAUAUCAAUUCAAGAGUAUUAAAAUGAAUAAUAAUAUAUUAAAGAAUACAUUAAAAAAAGAAAUAAUUAGAAUAUAAAUCAUGGUUGUGGUAAAUAACUUGAUCUACUUUCAAUUAACCAAAAUUGUUUUGAAUAUUUUUAUUUAAGUUUGGAUUUAUUUAAUCAAUCUAGUUAAUAUUAUUUAGAAUAAAAUAAAAAUAUAGAAUUAUUGAAUCUUAUUUAGAAAGUUAAAUAGAACGAACCAGUUAAGUAUUUAUAAUUUUGA